AGAAAAAAAGAAAGAAUGGUGUUCUGCCUGCUCCUUUUGAUCAAGUUUCUUUGUGUCUUAACUCUUACAGUCCUGAUUCAUGGGCAAGAUCAAUCAGGAUUCAUCAGCCUUGAUUGCGGCUUACCCGAAAAAACCAGUUAUAGCGAUGAAAUAACAGGCUUAAAUUAUAUAUCGGAUGCAUCAUUCAUCGAAACAGGCAUCAGUACGAGUGUUUCAUCUGAAAUCAGAGUCUUUUUUAAACAGUUACAGUAUGUCAGAAGCUUUCCUGACGGAGUCAGAAACUGUUACAAUGUGGAAGUUAUCAAAGACAGAAAGUAUUUGAUCAGAGCUGUUUUCUUGUAUGGAAAUUAUGACGGUUUAAAUAAGCUACCGGCGUUUGAUCUGUAUAUAGGACCGAAUAAAUGGGAUGAUAUUCAAAUCGCCAACAUAACCACUCGUUACAGCAAGGAAAUAAUACAUGUUCCGAAUUUGAACCGUAUAAGUGUUUGUCUUGUCAAAAUUGGACCCUGGACACCUUUCAUAUCAGCUUUAGAGAUAAGACCUCUGCAGAAUGGAUCGUACACCACCGUUUCUGGAUCUCUGUCACUCUUCAAUCGGUUAGAUGUCGGCUCAUUAACCGGUCAAGCUGUCAGGUUCCCCGACGAUGAAUACGAUCGUCUAUGGUUUCCGUUGAAUUUUGAGAAAGGGAAGAUUAUAAAUACCACAGAGACCAUUAAGACAGGUCUUGAUAUCAAGUUCGAGCCACCAUCGACAGUAAUGAGCACUGCUAACGUACCUAUAAACGAGAGUGAACCGUUGGAAUUCUAUAUAGAAACUGGGGGUAACAGCUACGAAUUUUAUGUUUAUAUGCACUUUGCUGAAAUUUUAAGGCUUGAAGCGAACCAAUCCCGAAAUUUCAACAUUUCUGUGGAUCGAAAAAUGUGGUAUGGACCUGUUAUACCUCAAUACUUGUCUGCAGUCACUAUAUAUAGUGAAAAUCCCCUGCCUCAAGGAAAAUAUUCCUUCUCCCUCUUUAAAAUCGGAAAUUCAAACCUACCGCCACUCAUCAAUGGGAUCGAAGUUUUCGGUGUUGUUGACCUUUCACAACCGCAGACCGAUGAAGAUGAUGUUGACGCUAUCAUGAAAAUCAAGUCAACCUAUAAAAUUACGAGAAACUGGCAGGGAGAUCCAUGUGCCCCACAGGAUUAUGUAUGGCAAGGUCUUAAUUGCACCAACACUAGUACUCAUUCAUCAGUCAUCACAUCUUUGGACUUAUCCUCCAGUGAAUUGACUGGAGAAAUACCUUCUGAUAUAUCAGGUCUGAAAUCGCUAGCAUCUCUGGAUUUAUCAAACAAUAGUUUAACGGGAUAUGUGCCGGGUUCUCUCUCUAAAUUGCCCUUGAAAUCCCUGAACUUGGCAGGAAACAAUCUGACAGGAAAAAUUCCAGCAGUCCUCCGGGAUAAAUGGCAACGAGGUUUACUGGUUCUAAAUACCAGUGGAAAUCCAGAACUCUGUGAAUCAGAUUCUUGCAACAAAAAAAAGAAAAAGAAGAACGUCACAAUUCCUGUUGCUGCCUCUAUCGCUGGAUCUCUUAUUAUUAUAGUUGGCAUGGCAAUGAUUUUAUGGAAGGUUAAAAGAAACAAGCAGCAAGCUGUAUUUGUCGGGCCGAGGAACAUAGAAGGUGAAACCGGGAGAGAAGACCUGGAGUUGAAAAAACGACGGUUCACAGUUUCCGAGGUCCAGCAGAUGACCAAUGAUUUUCGGAGGAUUAUUGGAAGAGGAGGAUUUGGAACAGUUUAUCAUGGUUACUUGGAUGAUCUCGAAGUCGCGGUGAAGGUGUUGUCUCUAUCCUCUAUUCAAGGGUAUAGAGAGUUCCAAGCAGAGGUUAAACUUCUUUUGAGAGUUCAUCAUAAGAACCUGACGUCCCUCGUCGGAUACUGCUACGAACAGAGCUACAUGGUACUUAUAUAUGAGUAUAUGGCUAACGGAAAUCUAAGAGAUCGCCUAUUAGAUGGAAGCACAAAAGUCUUGAGUUGGGAGGGGAGACUCCAGAUAGCCCUUGAGGCAGCACAAGGAUUGGAGUAUCUUCAUAAUGGUUGCAAGCCGCCAAUUAUACAUAGGGACGUUAAGAGCACAAACAUUUUAUUGAACAACAACUUUCAAGCAAAAUUGGCUGAUUUUGGGCUUUCGAGAGCAUUUCCGGUCGAAGGUGGCUCUCAUGUGUCUACCACAGUUGCCGGCACUCCUGGCUACCUUGAUCCUGAGUACUAUGUGAGCAACUGGUUAACAGAGAAAAGCGAUGUGUUUAGCUUCGGAGUUGUUCUGUUAGAAAUAAUCACAAGUAAACCUGUAAUUUCAAGAACCCGAGAAAAGGUUCAUCUAAUUGAUUGUGUUAGCUCAAUGGUUGAACAUGGAGACGUUCUUGGUGUUGUUGAUCCAAGAUUAGGCGAACAAUUCAACGUUAACUCACUGUGGAAAGUUGUUGAACUAGCAAUGACUUGUGUAUCUGCAACUUCUGCAGAAAGGCCAACUAUGACUCGAGUAGUUAUAGAUCUGAAUGAAUGUUUAGCAGCAGAGGUGGAAAGAACAAGGGACGCAGAUAGCUCACAAUCCAAAUGUUCUGCUGAAUUCAUGACUCUGGCUAUGCAUAGCGGACAAACUCCACUUGCAAGAUGAAAAAUUAUUACCUGCAACAAUGUGUCACGUCAUUUUACAACACAUCUUUUACAUUACAAAUAUACUAGUGUCAUGUUUUGGGCAUAUGCAGACUGCUAAAUAAAUAAAAAGCAUUAUGUCCAAAAAAAAAGUAAAAUUUAUCGAUAUUAGUUGUAAUAAACACAUGUUGUAUGAAAUAAUUACUCUCGCAAGAUAGUCUUUUCAUUUUCCAUUUACCUUUAGACAAAAAUAAUUUACUUAUAUUGAGGAAACAUUCUUGGCUAGACCCGUUUAAUGGAAGAUCCGGUCUAUGCAAGAAAUUUAUUUGUAUUAAAUAAAUAUUGUGUGUUGGUA
This is a messenger RNA of Mercurialis annua (annual mercury), 2988 nucleotides long. RefSeq names its product LRR receptor-like serine/threonine-protein kinase IOS1. NCBI's taxonomy places the organism in Eukaryota, Viridiplantae, Streptophyta, Magnoliopsida, Malpighiales, Euphorbiaceae. The record is from RefSeq and is a predicted model, not a curated record. Gene Ontology annotation, biological process: protein phosphorylation. Gene Ontology annotation, molecular function: ATP binding; protein kinase activity; protein binding. The coding region runs from base 16 to 2655 and encodes 879 amino acids. The transcript has 12 exons.